Messenger RNA from Ficedula albicollis (Collared flycatcher), 2394 nucleotides. RefSeq names its product membrane metallo-endopeptidase (gene MME). Bases 84 to 2120 code for a protein of 678 amino acids. The transcript has 21 exons. Gene Ontology annotation, cellular component: plasma membrane. The record is from RefSeq and is a predicted model, not a curated record. Gene Ontology annotation, biological process: amyloid-beta clearance; protein processing. NCBI's taxonomy places the organism in Eukaryota, Metazoa, Chordata, Aves, Passeriformes, Muscicapidae. Gene Ontology annotation, molecular function: metalloendopeptidase activity.
UAAGAAUAUGAUUGCAUUCUCUUUUAGAUGGGGUUUGCAAGACGCCAGACUGUAUCAAAGCAGCUGCACGGAUCCUGCAGAACAUGGACCCCAGUGCCAGGCCCUGCCACGACUUCUACCAGUUCGCCUGCGGGGGGUGGCUCAGGAGGAACGUCAUCCCCGAGACCAGCUCCCGUUACAGCAACUUUGACAUUUUGAGAGACGAACUGGAAGUUGUUUUAAAAGAUGUCCUCCACACCCCCAGCACCAGCGACAUCCCGGCGGUGCAGAAGGCAAAAACUCUCUACAGGUCCUGCAUAAAUGAAACUGCCAUUGAUAUCAGAGGAGGAAGGCCUCUAAUUAGUUUAUUGCCAAAUGUGUCUGAGUGGCCUGUAGCAACAACUGACUGGGAUGCUUCCUAUGGUACUGCUUGGACAGCUGAGACAGCUAUUGCACAGCUCAACUCCAGAUAUGGAAAAAAGGUCCUUAUUAAUUUUUUUGUUGGCACAGACGAUAAAAAUUCCACAGCACAUAUCAUGCACAUCGACCAGCCGGGGCUGGGCCUGCCUUCUCGGGACUACUACGAGUGCACUGGUGCAUACCAAGAGGCAUGUUCUGCCUAUGUUGAUUUCAUGGUUUCUGUAGCUGAACUAAUCUUAUAUGAAAGAAAUAUUUCUGUCAAUGAGAGUGAUAUUUUUGCACAAAUGACAAGAGUAAUGGAGCUGGAGAAAGAAAUUGCCAACGCAACAACAAAAUCUGAAGACAGAAAUGAUCCACUUCUGCUCUACAACAAAAUGACCUUGGCACAACUCCAAAGCAACUUCUCACUGGUAAUCAAUAAUAAGGUGUUCAACUGGUCAGAAUUCAUAAAUGCUAUCAUGUCAACUGUCCAAAUCAACAUUGACAACACAGAACACGUCAUCGUUUACGACCCUGACUACCUUCUCAAGCUCAGGUCUAUUCUAGGGAAAUACUCUCCCAGGGACCUGCAGAAUUACAUGACCUGGAGAUUUGUGAUGGAUUUUGUCAACAGCCUCAGCAGGGAGUACAAGGACACCAGGAAUGCUUUCCGUAAGGCCCUGUACGGCACCACGUCCGAGGCGGCCGCCUGGCGCCGCUGCGCCAACUACGUCAACGCCAACAUGGAGAGCGCCGUGGGCCGGCUCUACGUGCAGGAGGCCUUUGCUGGGGACAGCAAACACGUGGUUGAAGAAAUGAUUGCAGAUAUACGUGAUGUUUUUAUAAAAACCUUAGAUGAACUUACCUGGAUGGACGCAGAGACCAAAAAGAUAGCAGAACAAAAAGCAAGAGCAAUUAGAGAGAGGAUUGGUUAUCCCGAUGAGAUCGUGACAGAUGACGACAAGCUCAACAGUGAGUACCAGGAGCUGAACUACAAAGAAGAAGAAUACUUUGAAAACAUUAUUCAGAAUUUAGUGUUUACCCAGAAGAAAAGGCUGAAAAAGCUUAGAGAAAAGGUGGACAAGGAGGAGUGGAUAAGCGGAGCUGCUGUUGUCAAUGCUUUUUACUCAGCAAGCAGGAAUCAGAUAGUCUUCCCUGCGGGCAUUUUGCAGCCUCCUUUCUUCAGCGCCUCCCAGCCCCGCUCUCUGAAUUACGGCGGCAUCGGGAUGGUCAUCGGGCACGAGAUCACCCACGGCUUUGACGACAACGGCAAGAGUUUUAACGAGAAUGGAGACCUGGUGGACUGGUGGACUGAAGAGUCAGGAAGGAAUUUCAAGGAGCUGUCCCAGUGCAUGGUGUACCAGUAUGGGAACUUCUCGUGGGACCUGGCAGGUGGACAGAACCUGAGUGGAAUCAACACACUAGGAGAAAACAUUGCCGAUAAUGGGGGUGUGAGACAAGCAUACAAGGCCUAUGAAAACUUUGUGAAGAAACACGGAAAAGAAAAGCUUCUUCCUGGUCUCGACAUGAACCACAAACAGCUGUUUUUCCUGAACUUUGCACAGGUGUGGUGUGGAACGUACAGACCAGAGUAUGCAGUGAACUCCAUCAAGACAGACGUGCACAGCCCAGGCAAAUUCAGGGUCCUGGGAUCACUGCAGAACUCCCCGGAGUUUUCAGAAGCCUUUUCGUGCACCACGAGGGACAACAUGGAUCCUGCCAAGAAGUGCCGCGUCUGGUGAGGGACUGCAAACCUCACCUCUCAAGGAGCUUUCCAGGAAAAGAGACCUUCCAGUUGAUUUGGAGAAGGGCAGGAGGGAAGAAAAGGGAGGGGAACAUGCUAGGGACAGGGCUGUAAUCCUUGGUAAACAUGCAAACCCCGAAUAUCACCCAUGACAGCACCGGGAAGGACUGAGGCGGUGCCGGGAGCCCCCAGGAGCUGUCACCUGGCAGUGCACAGCCCCAGCUCACCUGGCAGUGCACAGCCCCAGCUCACCUGGCAGUGCACAGCCCCAG